ACAGUGAACGUCGUCGUUGCUCAGCCGUGCUCUCUUGUUCAUCUUCUCCCGCGCGACCGACUCCGAAGUCGCAGACUCCCUCGCCAGCGAACACUCGAGACUCGCAAACCGCUCCGAGCACACACACCUGUACGUCCGCGUGUCUGUGUGCCCGCGUUAGUGUUCGCCGCCGAUUAGACGCAGUUAAUUGUUUUCCCGUUCGUUUUGUCCAACUCGCCGUCCAAUCACCCGAGUGCUCGACGCCGCCCAGCGCGAGCCCGCGUGUGAUUCACCGUCGACGCACACACGACACGUUCGUCUCGUCACCCACGACACCCAGUUGUUUAUAUGGUGUUAUAUGAUAGUCUGAUGGCGCCCAUUUUGGGGACCCCCAAGUCCGAGCCGUUCAUGACAUCCUCAGCGGACGUGGACGACAUGACCAUCAAGGGAAAUGUAAACGACGAUCAGAUACAUAUAGUGUUAAACGCGCUACUAGAACGUUACAAUAUUGGUCAUCUGCCCAGAGACGAACAAGAAGUGCGUUCGCUGUUCGUGGACGCGUACCACCGGCUGAAGGACAAUUGCGGCGCGCAACAACAGCAGCGUGAGGCUGCGGCGCCCACAACCACCGACGUUGUCCUUCUGCAGAUCAUGCGACAAGUGUUUGACUUACACCCAGACUGGCUGGACCGACGCAACAACAACCAGCCGCCAGCGGCGGCCGCGGCCCCCGUCGUAGACGACGAAACAUCAUCGGUGGCGUCGUCCACGUCGUCGUCCAACCCGCCGUCCACGGCAUCCACCCGACAGCGACAGACCCGACCGUUCAAGUGCACUGUGUGCGGCAAGGAGUUCGGCUACAAACAUGUUCUGCAAAACCACGAGCGGACGCACACCGGCGAAAAACCUUUCGUGUGCUCCGUGUGCAAAAAAUGCUUUACCCGCGACCACCACCUUAAGACACACGUACGUUUGCACACUGGCGAAAAACCCUUCUGGUGUCCGCACUGCAACCGGUUUUUCGUCCAGGUGGCCAACUUACGGCGGCACCUAAAGACGCACACUGGCGAAAACUCGCACCCUUGCGAGUACUGCGUCGCCUAUUUCGAAACGGCCGCCGAACUCAAAGACCACAAGCGGCAGCACAAGGAAAACAGCAAGCCCCGCGGCGCCGUCGCCGGCGGUGUGGUCAAGCCGACGCAAAAACGUCGACGGGGAGCUAACAAUAACAACAACAACAACAAUAACAACAAGGACGUGACGGUCGUUCCGCAAACUACAGUUCUGUCGGACCAAACGGAACCGUCCACGUCGAUGCCGUGGUCGCCGGCCACGCACGGUUCCCCGCCACCGUCGCCCCCACCCACCAUACCUUGUAACUACUGGUCAUCGCCACCGCCUCAACCGCAAGCCGUGUACAUGCACCAACCGCCGGCAGUGUCGCCGCCCGUGCCCAGCGUGCCGACCAUCGAGCCGUACCACUACCUCCAGUUCAUCGCCCGGUUCCAGUCACCGGAACGUGCCGAACAGCAAUUCGGACAGUUCCAGUCACCGGAACAGACCGAGCCCGAGGACUUGUCCGUCAAGCCCCGGUCGGACACCGUGGUCGACGUCAAACGCCACGGCAUGAUCGUCGACGUAACCCGAACGGAUCAGCCCGUCGACCUGGCCAUGGACCUCACGUGUAAAUAACCAGCACUGACAGCCGCGUGUAAAUGAGGGAAAGGAAACGAAAUACCAAUGGCCACGACGCCCCCCCCCUCCACGCCUAUGAUGUCGUGUUUUUUUUUUUAAUUUAUUGAACGCGUAACUUAACAGCUCAAACUUUUUUUUGCCGGUAAUAUGUAGAUUUUCUUUUCUUUUUUUUUUUUCUGACGUUAAUCAAAAAAUUUGUGCAAUACAUAUAAAAAAAUAUAUAAAAUAAACCUGUACAGUAGUUAUUGUAGGCUAAAAUAUUGGUAUAUAUGAAUGUAUGUAUAUUUCUUAUUUUAAUUUAAAAAGACCGUCGGGUACACCCGCCCCACCACAUCACUUUUGUCGUGUAUGCAUAAUGUGUAAAUUAUGUUGGUGCUAGGCGUUUCACCGGUAAACUAAAAGUAGGGGCGGCAGCGAUGAAAUUUGUGUUAAUAAUAAUUGUACAUAUAAUAUUUUAAUUUUAUCUUAACAUUGUGUCUGAAUAUAUUUAUAUAUAUUUUUUUUUGUUUCAAUAACAUUCCCAUUUUGUUAUGUAAAGUACAAGUGCGUAUGUGAUAUAAUUGUUUUUAUUAUUAUUAUUACUAUUUUUUUUUAAAUUAAUGUCUAGCCCAACUUUUCUAUUCCUGUAUUUAUAACAACGAAUAUAUUUUAUCAAAUAUGAUAUUAUCUAUUCCAUGUUUAUAUUUCAUCACUGAUAUUAAUGAUACUAUUAUCAACGUGUUGUACAAAUUGUCGUAAAAUUAAGACUGAUAUUUGUGGAGGAUAACAUUGGGGAAAAAUGUUAGCUCAUUAUAUUACAAUAAUAUAAUUAUUAUUAUUAAUUUCAUAACUUGGUGGUUAAAAAAAAAUAAUAGUGUUGUUUGUGUUUUGUGGUCUGUUCCAUUUUUCACUGUCGUGUGAAAAUAAUAUAAUAGCGUAUAUAAUAUAUAUUAACCUAUCGAAAUAAUAUUUUUUUUUUGUCUUGUGGUAAUUUAAAUUUUAAUACAAAUAAUUAGACGAUAUACCUACCUACUCAUUUGUUAAACGGAAAGUGUUUACGUUGUAAUAUACAAACACACAUUAUUAUUUA
This is a messenger RNA of Adelges cooleyi (spruce gall adelgid), 2743 nucleotides long. RefSeq names its product zinc finger protein 358-like. The transcript is spliced from 2 exons. The record is from RefSeq and is a predicted model, not a curated record. The coding region runs from base 328 to 1671 and encodes 447 amino acids. Gene Ontology annotation, cellular component: nucleus. Lineage: Eukaryota; Metazoa; Arthropoda; Insecta; Hemiptera; Adelgidae.